AGUGAUGCCUUGCGCCUGUCAAAAUGGCUGCGGUUUUUUAUUUUUCCAUAUUUUAAAUAUUCAGCGGCUUUUCCACCCAUAUUUUAGAUGGUUAUAUCAAAAUAUACACUUAUAAAAAUAUCCCUGUAUUUAAGUAUAGCCUGUUCAGGUGUAUAAACUUACUAGAAAGACUGGGACGCUGGAGUUACUGCUAACAGCUAGCAGUUCCUGACUGAAUUCACCUGACAGAAGCGAAGCUGUUCUUCAAACACGUGGCCGUCCGUCCACCUGCUAUAUAACCCGUUAACUAUGCCAGCCGUCCUACAAUAGCUGUUGCAAAUGAAAAUGGAUGAUAUGUCGCUGUCAGGCCUGGAUAACACCAAGCUAGAGGCCUUGGCUCAUGACAUCUACUCAGACUUGGUGGAGGAUGCAUGUUUGGGGCUUUGCUUUGAAGUGCAUCGAGCUGUCAAGCAAGGCUACUUUUUCCUGGAUGAGACGGACCAAGAAAGCAUGAAGGAUUUUGAAAUAGUGGACCAGCCAGGGUUGGACAUAUUCGGGCAAGUGUACAACCAGUGGAAGAAUAAGGAGUGUGUGUGUCCUAACUGUAACAGGAGCAUAGCAGCCUCGCGAUUCGCCCCUCACCUGGAGAAAUGUUUGGGAAUGGGGCGCAAUAGCAGCCGCAUCGCCAGCCGCAGGAUAGCCAGCAGCAACAACACGAGCAAGUCAGAAAGUGACCAAGAGGACAACGAUGACAUCAAUGACAAUGAUUGGUCAUAUGGUUCAGAAAAGAAACCCAAGAAGCGAAAGUCAGACAAGAAUCCAAAUUCGCCCAGAAGGUCCAAGUCUCUGAAGCAUAAAAAUGGAGAGCUCAGCGGUAGUGUAAAUCCCGACCUUUACAAGUACAACUACAGUUCCGGGAUCAGCUAUGAGACUCUGGGGCCGGAAGAGCUCAGAUUGCUCCUGACUACGCAAUGCGGUGUCGUAUCAGAGCACACUAAAAAGAUGUGCACACGGUCCCAGCGCUGUCCCCAGCACACGGACGAGCAGAGGAGGGCGGUCAGAGUUUCCUUCCUGGGGCCGUCCGCGUCGACACUGCCCGACCCUGAGUCAGUCCUGGAAAAUGACGGGUAUGACACCCCUGAUGGACAGCUCAUCAUGUCCCGCCUCCAGUGGGAUGGCUCGUCCGACAUCUCGCCUUCCGACUCUGCCUCCUCCAAAGCCAGUACCAAUAACUCCGACUCUAAAAGACCUAAGAAAAAGAAGAAGCCUAGCUCUCUGCUUGUGAGUAGUGCUGGAGUAUGUGAGAGGGAGAAAGGAGGAGACCGAGAGAGAGCAGGAGGUGGAGGGAGCAGCAGCAGUGUGAGUGGACUGGGUAGAGCAGGCACUAGCAGUAGUAGCAGCAGCAACUCUCAGAGUGCACUUGCCCUAUCAAAUCGAAAGAAGAGACCCAGACCUCCACCUCCACCAGCCCCUAAUAUUUACGACGACUUGAACUAAAAGAACAACACACACACGAACAAACUCCGCUAUGAUCAUUACACUGAAUUGUUUAUUUCCUUCACUAUUUCGAAGCAGGAUGUGUGUUUGCAUAUGUGGGUCACGUGCAGUGGAAUACCAGGGUUUACGUUAACUUGUGAUUGGUAUAAAUGUGCUAUAGCAUGGCCAGACUAAAGUGAGGUGAUGUGUGUGUGUGUGUGUGUGUGUGUGUGUGUGUAGAUCCUUCUGAUAAUUCUGUUAAUGGUUUGGCUUCAAAAACCACACAAUAAUGUUGCUGCCUCUUAAUUGAAGAUGCUGUUUCAGAACAGUUCCACUGCUUCCUGCUAAAUAAUGCUCUUUUGAUAAUCAUUGUUGUAGCUUACGGCCAAAUUAUGCUCUUUGUCAACAUUUUCUACCACUUCCUGGUAAAUAUUUUUUUCCAGCAUAUGUUGCACUAUUUAUUUACAGUGUAGUGUGUUAGUGUUCCUUGUGUGGUCUAGAAAUGUGCUCUGUGCCCAGUGUCUUUUUCGGGUCUUGAGAGCGCUUAUUACAUCCUGUUUUAUUUUACACUGAACUGCUCAAAAAUAGCACUUAACUGAAAUAAUGAAAGAAAGAAAGAUGCACUUCAUUUGGACUAAAUAGAAAAAGCCUUGUAGCUUUUUAAAAAGUGUUGGUUUUUUUUUUAUUUAAAUCUUUUAUUUUUGUGGAUUCAAAUUUAAAACGUCUAUAAAAUAAUCGUGUGGUGGAGGGGAAAAAAAAAAGAUUCCACUAUUACUUAUCUGUACAUAGGAAGCUGUACUGUGUCUAUGGAUAUAUUUGUAAUUUUUCAAUGCUGGCGUUGGUUCUCUCACUCCUUGCUGAAUGUCCUGUGGUAUCGUGAAUAAAGCCUGGUGUGUCUCAGGACCACUUUUCAUCUGGAA
This is a messenger RNA of Neoarius graeffei (lesser salmon catfish), 2375 nucleotides long. RefSeq names its product ataxin 7 like 3a (gene atxn7l3a). Lineage: Eukaryota; Metazoa; Chordata; Actinopteri; Siluriformes; Ariidae. The record is from RefSeq and is a predicted model, not a curated record. The transcript has 14 exons. Bases 319 to 1476 code for a protein of 385 amino acids. Gene Ontology annotation, cellular component: SAGA complex; DUBm complex. Gene Ontology annotation, biological process: regulation of transcription by RNA polymerase II; positive regulation of DNA-templated transcription. Gene Ontology annotation, molecular function: transcription coactivator activity.